AUGCCACCAAUUCGCAAAAAAAAUAAGAAAGAUUUAGCUGAGCAAGAGGGACGAAUUUUAUUAGCUAUUUCUGAUUUACAAAAUGGACGAAUCUUGCGCGUGGCUCAAGCUGCAAGGAUUUAUAGUAUACCCCGGGCGACUCUACAAGACAGAUUAAAUGGCACUCAACAAAGAUCUCAAGUACGCGCCAACAGUCAUAAAUUAACUCAGUGUGAGGAGGAAUUGCUUGCCAAAUGGAUACUCGAUCUAGAUAAACGUGGAUUACCCCCUCGACACUCUCUUGUACGAGAGAUGGCUGAUUAUCUUCUUUCACAACGCGGAAACCAACAGCUUGGAGAAAAUUGGUGCGAAGAUCCGAAGAUAAUCCAAGAAUAUUUUGAUCGCGUACGAGAGGUUAUAUUAGAGUAUGGGAUCUUGCCGGAAGAUAUCUACAAUUUUGAUGAGACUGGCUUUGCUAUGGGACUCUGUGCGACCGCGAAGGUUAUCACUGGAAGUGAUCGAUAUGCUCGGCCAAAUCUAUUACAGCCUGGUAAUCGAGAAUGGGUAACUGCAAUUGAGGCAGUUAAUUCGAUUGGAUGGGCAUUGCUUUCGUACAUAAUUUUCAAGGCAAAGAAAUACACUCGAUUAGAAUGGCUUAAAAUCCAUUUUAUCCCUCUUACUAAUGGUCGUACGAUGGGAAAAUAUCGAAUGUUGAUUCUCGACGGCCAUGGAAGUCAUUUAACUCCUGACUUUGACCGUACAUGCGCUGAGAAUGAUAUCAUUCCAGUCUGUAUGCCUCCUCAUUCCUCACAUCUUUUACAGCCUCUUGAUGUUGGCUGUUUUGCUGUUUUAAAGCGACAUUACGGACGGCUUGUUGAGCAGCGAAUGAGGCUUGGAUUCAAUCACAUUGACAAAAUCGACUUUCUCACUGCAUUUCCAACAGCUCGUACAAUGGCAUACAAAGCUCAAACUGUUCGGAACAGCUUCGCAGCAACUGGAUUAGUACCAUUUAAUCCGGAUCGGGUUUAUUCAAAAGCUUACUAUUCGAUUGAAGAUCCGAACACCCUCUCCAAGUCGAUCAAACAAUACACAGUCAUCUUGCCUACAAACACCUCAAAAUAUACGUCAAUUUUCACAUAA
Messenger RNA from Talaromyces stipitatus ATCC 10500, 1119 nucleotides. RefSeq lists its product as uncharacterized. NCBI's taxonomy places the organism in Eukaryota, Fungi, Ascomycota, Eurotiomycetes, Eurotiales, Trichocomaceae. Gene Ontology annotation, cellular component: nucleus. The record is from RefSeq and is a predicted model, not a curated record. Gene Ontology annotation, molecular function: DNA binding. Bases 1 to 1119 code for a protein of 372 amino acids. The transcript is spliced from 3 exons.